Molecule: messenger RNA, 3909 nt
Organism: Entamoeba histolytica HM-1:IMSS
Lineage: Eukaryota; Evosea; Mastigamoebida; Endamoebidae
Product: P-glycoprotein-1
Exons: 1
Coding region: 1-3909 (1302 amino acids)
Biological process (GO): transmembrane transport
Cellular component (GO): membrane
Molecular function (GO): ATP hydrolysis activity; ATP binding; ABC-type transporter activity
Source: RefSeq, a predicted model, not a curated record
AUGGAUAUAACUGAAAGUGAGUUUACUAUCUUUGAAGUAACACCUGAUCCUAAUGAAUUAAAUAACAAAAGAAUAAAAGAAAUCAAAGGAGGAAAAGUGAAUAUUAAAGAAUUAUUUCGAUAUGCAGGAGUAUUUGAGAUAAUAUUAUUAAUAAUUGGAAUUAUAGGGUCAAUAGGGGUUGGAUGUUUAAAUCCAUUGCUAAUGAUAUUAACAGGAGAUGUAGUUGAUACAUUUGUUAAUGGAGAAAAUUUUUCAAAAGAAGGAGGAAGUAUUAAAAUAACAACAGAAGAAAUGAAUUAUGAAAUAAUGAAUAGUAUUUCAGAUACAAUAAAUAAAUUAGUAUUAAAAAUGUUAUAUUUCGCUAUAGGAAAUAUGGUUGCUGGAUUUUUACAAACAAUAUGUUUUUUUGUUUUAUCUGAAUAUCAAGGAAUAAAAAUUAGAUCAUUAUACUUUAAGGCAUUAUUAAGACAAGAUCCUGGAUGGUUUGAUUGUCAUAAAACAGGUGAACUUACUUCAAAAAUUAUUAAUGAUAUUCAAAAAAUUCAAGAUGGAAUGUCUUUAAAAUUUGGAAGACUUUUUCAAACAUUUUCUUCAUUUAUUACUGGUUAUCUCAUUGGAUUUAUUAAAUGUUGGGAUCUUACUUUAGUUGUUCUUUGUAUGUUUCCUUUUAUAAUGGUUUCAAUGAUGGGGUUGGGAAUGUCUGCUGGAAUUUUUACAAUGAAAAGCCAUAAACCAUUUAGUGAAGCUUGUUCUAUCGCUGAACAAACAAUAGGAAAUAUUAGAACAGUUCAUUCAUUAACUCAAGAACGUAGUUUUUGUGAAUCGUACAAUACUAAAAUAAUGGAAACAGAUAAAUAUAAUAUUAAAAAAAGUAUUGGAAUUGGAACUGGACUUGGUUGCAUGAUGUUUUUUAUUAUGUCAUCUAAUGCACUUGGAAGUUGGUAUGGUAAUUUUGUUGUUAGAGGUAAAGGUGGAAGUGAUAAUGUAAAAGCUGGUACUGUUCUAACCGUUUUUAUGUCUGUACUUCUUGCUACUCAAUCAUUAUCUCAAAUAUCUACACCAAUAAAUAUAUUAAAUAGUGCUAAAGUUGCCGCAUUUAAUGUUUAUCAAACAAUUGAUAGAAUCCCAGAUAUUGAUUGUCAGUCUAUUGGAGGUGAAUGUCCAACUGAGUGUAAUGGAAAUAUUAGAUUUGAGGAUGUUCAAUUUGUUUAUCCAACAAGACUGUCUCAUCAUGUAUUAAAAGGACUUGACCUUGAAAUUAAGAAAGGACAAACAAUUGCAUUAGUUGGAGCAUCAGGAUGUGGGAAGUCAACUACUAUUCAAUUAAUCCAAAGAAAUUAUGAUCCAAAUGGUGGAAGAGUAACAUUAGACGGAAAAGAUAUACGAGAGUUGAAUAUCAAAUGGUUAAGAAAUCAAAUAGGAUUAGUUGGACAAGAACCAGUGUUGUUUGCAGGAACAAUUCGAGAAAAUAUUAUGCUUGGAGCUAAAGAAGGAGCAACACCAAGUGAAGAAGAGAUGAUUGAAUGUGCUAAAAUGGCAAAUGCACAUGACUUCAUUUCUAAACUUCCAGAAGGAUAUGACACAAUAAUUGGAGAAAAAGGAGCAUUAUUAUCAGGAGGACAAAAACAAAGAAUUGCAAUUGCACGUGCAUUGAUUCGAAACCCAUCUAUUCUUCUUCUUGAUGAAGCUACAUCAGCACUUGAUACACAAAGUGAAAAGAUUGUACAAGAAGCACUUGAAAAAGCAUCUAAAGGAAGAACAACAAUUAUUGUAGCACAUAGACUAACAACUGUUAGAAAUGCAGAUAAAAUAUGUGUAUUUCAUCAAGGAGAAAUUAUUGAACAAGGAAAACAUCAAGAAUUAAUGGAUUUGAAAGGAACAUAUUAUGGAUUAGUCAAAAGACAAAGUAUGGAAGAAGAAGUUGAUCAAGAAACCGUUGAAAAUGACUUAAAGAAAUUUAGAGAACAAGAAGAUAAAGAAGUAGAAAAUAUUUCAUUAGAACAAACAAACCUUCAUAACGAAAAUAGUAUCGUCAAACAAAUCAAACAAGAAUAUAAAGAAGAACAAAAAAAAUUAAAACAUUCAAAUAGGUUUGUAUUAUUUAGAGUGAUUUGGAAUAACUAUAAACAUGAAUAUAUCUUUUGUACAUUGGGUUUGAUUGGAGGAAUAGGUGCAGGUGCAGCCUUUCCAUUUUAUUCUCUUAAUUUUGUUGAUUUGAUUCGUGUUUUAAUGAAACUUCAUCCAGGAAUAAAUCUAACCGAUGAACAAGCUAACAGUAUUUUAAGGAGUUGUAUGAUAAUAAUUUGUAUUGGAAUUAUCACUAUGAUUUCUUUCUUUUGUUAUGUUGGUUUGUUUAUGGCAGCAGGAGAAAAGAUGAUUGGAAGAAUCCGAAGAAGAUUUUAUUAUUCUAUUAUGCACCAAAAUGUAUCAUGGUUUGAUCGAAGAGAAAAUAUGGUUGGUGCUGUAACAACAAAACUUACAUCUGACCCAACGUCUUUACAAGGAAUUUCUGCAGAACGUGUUGGUGAUAUAAUAGAAAUAAUGUCAACAGUUGGCUUUGGAUUCGGCAUUGGAUUAUAUUUCUCAUGGAAAUUAUCGUUAUGUAUAUUAGCAGUCUUCCCGAUUAUUUCAUUCUUUAUGUUUAUUAACGGUCAACUCAAUUCAAAGAAUGCAGCCCCAGCAAAGGCUGCAUAUGAACAAUGUGGAGUUACUUUAGUAGAAGUUGUUGAGGCAAUGAAAACAGUACAGUCAUUAGGAAAAGAAGAUUACUUCUCACAAAAAUAUAAUAACGACCUCCAAAUCCCUAAAAGAGGAAUUAUAAAGUGGGGACCAUUACUUUCUAUAACUAAUGCAAUUACUAACCUACUCACUUUCUCUAUUAAUGCUUAUGGAUAUUAUCUUGGUAUUUGUUUCAUGAAGAAAACAAUCAACUAUCAACAAGACGUUCCAAAUUUUGUGGACGAAAUUAUUGAUACUUUCGGUGAUAUUCAAAAGGCAUUAAUGACUAUUAACAGUGCUACAACAUCCUUUGCUCAAAUAGGAAAUGUCCUUCCAGAUGUUGGAAAAGCUGUUGGAGCAGCUAAGAGUAUUUACAAUAUUAUUGAUAGAAAACCAAGUAUUGAUUGUUAUAGUGAAGAAGGUGAAACAUUUAAUGAUGUUAAAGGUGAAAUUGAAUUUAAAAACAUCCACUUCAGAUAUCCAACAAGAGCUGAUAAUGAAGUAUUGAAAGGUAUUUCAUUCAAAGCAGAACAAGGGAAAACAAUUGCAUUAGUUGGAGCAUCAGGAUGUGGGAAAUCAACUACUAUUCAAUUAAUUGAAAGAUUUUAUGAUCCAACAAGUGGAGAAGUGUUAUUAGAUGGACAUAAUAUCAAAGAUUUAAAUAUUCAUUUCUUAAGAAAUCAAAUAGGAUUAGUUGGACAAGAACCAGUAUUAUUUGCUGAAAGUGUUAUAGAUAAUAUUAAAAGAGGAGUGCCUGAAGGAGUUGAAGUAAGUAAUGAACAAAUUUAUGCUGCUGCUAAAAUGGCAAAUGCACAUGACUUCAUUUCAGCAAUGCCAGAAGGAUAUAACACAAUGGUAGGUGAUAGAGGAAGUCAAUUAUCAGGAGGACAGAAACAAAGAAUUGCUAUUGCACGUGCAUUGAUUAGAAAUCCAAAAGUGUUAUUACUUGAUGAAGCUACAUCAGCACUUGAUUCAGAAAGUGAAAAGAUUGUACAAGAUGCACUUGACAAAGCAUCAAAAGGAAGAACAACAAUUGUAAUUGCACAUAGAUUAUCAACUAUUCAAAAUGCAGAUAAAAUAUAUGUUAUUAUGAGAGGAAAAAUAGUAGAACAAGGAAAACACCAAGAAUUAAUAGAUUUGAAAGGAUUUUAUUAUACACUUGCUAUGCAACAAUUUGGAACUGUGAAUUAA